ACAAGAGAAAGGUUUCUUCGCCUCGUAUUCGUUUGUCAGGUUUCGACGAAAGUUCAGUUCCCAUAAAAAUUAAUACUCGUUUUCCCUCUUUCUUCGCCCGCAAGAUCCAUUCAUCUUCUUCUUCGUCUUCGUCUUCCAGUUUGCCUUGCACAUAAUUAUUCUUUGAUAAAUAAGGGAUUCCUUAAUUCUUUAGUUCGUGUAUAAAAUUAUGUUGCAUAGGAGCUUCAAGCCCGCAAAGUGCAAAACGGCAUUGAAGCUCGCCGUUUCACGCAUAAAGCUUUUGAAGAAUAAGAGAGAAGCGCAAGUGAAGCAACUCAGGAGAGAGUUGGCUCAAUUGCUCCAGUCUGGUCAGGACCAAACUGCUAGAAUCCGGGUUGAACAUGUUGUCAGGGAAGAGAAGACGAUGGCAGCUUAUGACCUUGUUGAGAUAUACUGUGAACUCAUCGCAGCACGCUUGCCCAUGAUUGAAUCACAAAAAAAUUGCCCCAUUGACUUGAAGGAAGCAGUUUCAAGUGUAAUAUUUGCAACUCCAAGAUGUUCAGACAUACCUGAGCUCGUGGAUGUGAAGAAGCAUAUGACAUCUAAGUAUGGUAAAGAAUUUGUCUCAGCAGCUAUUGAGUUACGCCCUGACUGUGGUGUAAAUCGCAUGUUGGUUGAGAAAUUGUCUGCCAAAGCACCUGAUGGUCCAACCAAGAUAAAGAUAUUGACUGAAAUUGCCGAGGAGCAUAAUAUCAAAUGGGAACCCAAGUCAUUUGGAGAAAAUGAUGCAAAGUCUUCUCAAGACUUGUUGGUUGGACCAAGUUCUUCUGAGAAGUCUGCUUAUACAGCACCUUUUCAAAUCGAUGUUCAACCAGUUCAAGAUGAAAGGGGUCCUUCUAAUUUACGUACUUCCUCACAACUUAAACCAGUGCAUCAUGCAUCUACAAAUUCAUAUGAGCAGACUGCAAGUGGUGCUACUAGAAAGGGUCAGUCAACAACAUCAGGCCUGACUAAUCUAGAAAUCAGAUCUUCAGGAACUGGAAGUCAAGUAACAGAUUUUCAAGAUUCAUACUCUGAAAACAAGAGUGCUUCUCCUAUGAGUAGGCAGAAUUGGAACAUGGAAUUCAAGGAUGCUGCCUCUGCUGCGCAGGCAGCUGCAGAAUCUGCAGAACGUGCUAGCAUGGCUGCACGGGCAGCUGCAGAACUUUCAAACCGUGAGAACAUGUCAAGGCAAUAUUCAAGUGGAUCACAUACUUCUUCUGUCAGUGGGUUGAGAGAUGGAAGACCCCAAGAAUAUGCCUUGCAUGAUGACAAAAAAAUUUCUGCUGGGCCUGUUGAUAGCAAUUCCCAUAGAAGCAGUUCUGGGAUGCACAAUGAACAAAUUAAUGCUAGAGAACAAGAUAAUCUGGUAGGAGCACCCAAUGAAUAUUACAGGAAUAGUCAUGAGAACAUGGUGAAACAUGCCCAACCAGAUUCAUUAAUGUCUGGUAGUGCUUCUGGUGACGAUAAAUCAUUUACCAAUGGUUCUCAAAUGGCUGAUAUAUAUCAGCAUAAUAAUUCAUUUGAGCAAAAGAAUAGUGAUUUGCGUGAAAUGAAUAUAAAAGUACAAGCAGGCAGAACUGAAGAAGAUUUUGUGUCCGAUCUAUAUGAUGACAGUGAUUUGAAUACUGAAAGCAAUUAUCACUUUGUAGAUGCUAGGACAACUAGCCAAUCUGAAAAAGCUUCCUCUUCUCAUCCUGUUGCUCCAACUGAUGAUCACAAUGAUAAUUUGGACUUGAAUGGCUGGAAGACUAAAAACAAAGCGGUGGAAGACCUUUUUGUUACAGAUGAAGUAAACAAUCCGAGAAACAUUAUGGAAACAAGUUCUUAUAAUGAUACUUCUGUUGUAUUUGACGAUUCUGGAUCAGAGGAUGAUGAUUAUAAAUUUAAUGUAGAUAAGAAGUACAUUGGUGAGGGAUCUAAUUUGUUCGACUCAUCACCAGCUAGCAAAUCACAAGUUGAUCCAUUCGAAAAUUCAAAUUCUUGGAGACACAGGCAAAACAUUGAUGAUGAAAAAGUGACAAGUCUUGAUACACCGUCACAUUUUUCUGGGGUUUCUGAAAUAUUUACAAUGUCUGCAGUUUCUUCUGAAAAAGAAGACUUGCCUGUCACUUUUGAUGAUUCAGAUGACCCAGGUUCAGAUAGCGAUGCGGAUUUGGUCAAGUCUAAGGUUUCUGGGUUCUCUGAUUAUGGAAACUCUUUCCUUGAUCCAAUUGCAAGCCAUGGGGCUCUAGGGUCCUCGUCAAGAAAUGAUAAAAAUGCGGGUACUGACAGAAAGUCUUGGUUGUCACCAUCUUCAGUUGGUUCAGAUACUGUGGAGGAGCAUUUUGAGAGAAGGGUAGACACCACUACUGUGUCAGAGAAGAAUUUUGGUUAUAAUGACUUGCCAGCUAGUCAGCCACCUACGAAGGAGAGAAGCACUAUAUUGGGUUUGGAUCUUGAGGCAAACAAUGAUACUGAAACUCUGGAUGACAAGGAAUUAAGCUAUGGUACCUUGAAGGGUGGUCUUCGCAAUAAAGGUUUCAAGCGACCGCCUUAUGUUAAGAAUACAUUAGAUGAUGUUUCAUCUUCAUUGGGGGACACUUCAGUCCAGAAUGAAAGAUCUUCAGUGAGGACUUCAACUGGUUUUGAUGCUCCUGUUCAGGACAAGUACACGAGGGAAGUGAGCAGAGGUAACAGGACUGUGGGCUUGGGAUCACACAACAUAUCUUCUGAUUCUGAUAGUUAUCGUGUGGUUGCAAAUUCACAAGAGACUCUUACUAGUACUCCUGAACCCCGUUUUCAGAAAGAGCAAAGUGAAGUAAAAAAGAAAUCAAGUUCAAGGGCCUCUGUUGCAUACUUUGAUUCUGAAAAUACUGAUUCUGAAGAUGAAUUUCCAAAACAAAAUUCAGCCAGUCUUGCCCGUCCUGUUGGUGGAAUAUCUCGAAGGACAUCAGCUCCUUCUAAAGCUGGUACAGGUUUGAGUUCAAAGGACGCUCCUUCGUCCAAAGCUUCUGUGACUCCUGGUACAAAACUUGGAUGGAAAUCUUCGAGGACUUAUGAGAGUGAUAAUCUAAAUUCUUCAUCCAUAACGAAGAGCUCUGAAAAUUAUACAGGAUCUAGGCCAAGAUCAUCCGAAAAUAAAGCAUCUAAGCCUAUCUCACAACCUGAUAGAUCCUUUGAUGGAGAAAUUUUGAAAUCAUCUGCAAGGGUGCAACCUUCCAGUUCUCCUAAAACAGUGAUAAAGGAUAAUGAAGAGGGCCAAGAGGCUUUAAAUUCUCUACAUUCUUUUGGAGAUACUUCCUCUAAGCAGAAUGUUGGGCACGUUCAUCCGAAGUUACCAGACUACGAUUCUUUUGCUGCCCACUUCCUGUCUCUUAAGAAGGGUCGUCAAUAAAUUUCACUUGCUUGCGUAUAAGCAACAUGGCUACUCGUACAUAGUCUUGAUGGUUUAUCUUUCUUCUGCAGCCUGUAUUGUUACAUAUAAAUGCAUUAUUUAAGAUUUGUAGUAUUUGAGGAAUAAGGAUGGGAUUUAUACGUGUGUGUGUAAACUGAGUCAGAGUGUAUAGAUUAUACUAUCUCAUUUUUGGUACAUCUCUAUUUGAGGACUACUGAGUUGAAUAUUUCACUGUAAAUAUUCACCGAAUGCAUUGUAUGUUCAUUCAACUCAGCUGAUUAAUGCCACAUUUAUUCAUGCAUUUCGCUCAUUUACACCAUAUUCAGUUCAUAGACUUCAUAAUAAUUAGUUUUUAUGCUAGUAGGAUUAUUUGUUUGGGGAGCCA
Molecule: messenger RNA, 3779 nt
Organism: Cajanus cajan (pigeon pea)
Lineage: Eukaryota; Viridiplantae; Streptophyta; Magnoliopsida; Fabales; Fabaceae
Biological process (GO): protein transport
Source: RefSeq, a predicted model, not a curated record